AUGGAAAAGACAAUAAAACGAACAACAACGCAACAGUUUGAAAAGCUAGUGGAACUCAUGCAAAAUAAUCCACACGUUGCCAAGGGGAUGGGAAAUUUCGGCUCCUCAAAGAAGAGUAGGGCAGAAUUGUGGGAAAAGUUUGCGGCCGAACUUAACGCCAUCGGACCUCCAAUGCGGAACGGACGUGAGUGGAAUAAGUUUCUUUUGUGUACUAUUAAGUUUUGGCUAGACUACAAACUGAAGUUGAAGAAAAAAAUUUCAACGAACCGACGGGAAACUGUUGCCACAGGAGGAGGUCCGUACGUCCAGCAAAGCCUCACACCUUUGGAGCAAACUGUGGAUGAGCUGCUUCACCUACAGGAAGCAGUCAACCCCUCGGGCUCUACAUUUGGAGCUAAUAUCCAAGAAACGGAGAGCAAUGACAGGAAUGAUUCUUCCCAGCCAGAAGCGCAGGACGAAGAAAUGGAUCUAUCGGCUACGUCAACUCAGGCGAGAAGAAGAAUGACAGUGGAGGACCGCGAAAACAUUCGUUUGAGUGCGUUGGAGAGGCAGUCCGAGGUGCAAGAAGUUCUUUGCUCAAGGGUAUCAGGCAUAGAAAAAAGACUAGAAGAAAUUUCGAGAUAUGCUAGGAAAACAUACGAAAUAAAACAAGAAAAACUAAACUUAUUGAAGAUGAAGGAACAGAGAAAGAAAGAAGAAAAUUUAGAAAAAAAGAGACAACAUAAAGAAAAGAUGGAAAUGAAGUUAAAGGAGUUAGAAUUAAAACCUUAA
This is a messenger RNA of Rhagoletis pomonella (apple maggot), 771 nucleotides long. RefSeq lists its product as uncharacterized. NCBI's taxonomy places the organism in Eukaryota, Metazoa, Arthropoda, Insecta, Diptera, Tephritidae. The transcript has 3 exons. Bases 1 to 771 code for a protein of 256 amino acids. The record is from RefSeq and is a predicted model, not a curated record.